This is a messenger RNA of Cordyceps militaris CM01, 408 nucleotides long. Its product is annotated as eukaryotic translation initiation factor eIF1a-like protein, putative. The record is from RefSeq and is a predicted model, not a curated record. Gene Ontology annotation, molecular function: translation initiation factor activity; RNA binding. The transcript has 2 exons. Bases 1 to 408 code for a protein of 135 amino acids. Gene Ontology annotation, biological process: translational initiation. NCBI's taxonomy places the organism in Eukaryota, Fungi, Ascomycota, Sordariomycetes, Hypocreales, Cordycipitaceae. Gene Ontology annotation, cellular component: nucleus.
AUGGGCCGUCCGAACCGCGACCUGCAGGCCGCCGCCGACGAGACCGUCACCCCGCCCGCCGUCCUCGCCGCCAACCAGACGCUCGUGCGCGUCAUCCGGCCCGAGGGCAGCAACCUGUUUGUGUGCGCCCUGCCCAGCCAGAAGACGCUGGUGCUCGAGCUCGCCCAGCGCUUCCGCAACACCAUCUGGGUCAAGCGCGGCGGCUUCGCCCUGGCGGAGCGCUACGAGGACGGCGCGACUGACACCCGCGCGCAGGGCGAGAUGAUCAACAUUGUGCGCGCUGAAAAGGAGUGGCGCAAGAUGCCGUACUGGCCAAAGGAGUUUGCCAAGGCGGCAUACAAUCAGGACGACUCGGAAGAAGAAUCGACAGUAGGCAAGAUGCCACCCAGCGACUCGGAAGACGACUAG